Messenger RNA from Lindgomyces ingoldianus, 354 nucleotides. RefSeq lists its product as uncharacterized. Bases 1 to 354 code for a protein of 117 amino acids. The transcript has 4 exons. Lineage: Eukaryota; Fungi; Ascomycota; Dothideomycetes; Pleosporales; Lindgomycetaceae. The record is from RefSeq and is a predicted model, not a curated record.
AUGACCAAGGUGAUAAUAUGCAGCAAGGGUUAUAAGCUCGGCUUCCCGUAUGGCUGCCUGGAACGUGUUCUACAAGAGGUUGUAUGGAGUGGUAUCGAUGAAACUAACUUGGCUUGUCGCACAGUGCAUGAAAGAAAGUUGAAUAAAAAUCCUCACCAGAUGGUCAAGAGCGGCCAGUGGCUGGUUUUAAGAUGCCUAAACAGCAAAACGAAAUGUUGCGGUACAAUCUCGUACAAUAGAAAAGGCCGGCCUUCACCGCCUUCCAUCUAUUGUGUGCAAAAAUCGGGAAAUUUCUUGGCGUUCCUUGGAUCUUUUUUUUCCUUACUAAAAUUGCAUGGGAGAUCACAAUCUUAA